AUGGACUCGAUCCUCAUUGCGGGCCUCGCGGUUGCUACUUUUUUGUCGUAUAAACUGCUCUCCAAGUCCUCUGAUAAUGCCUUGCUUCCUCUGCCGCCUGGACCGCCGCGAGAUCCGGUUAUCGGCAGUGCACGCUAUUUCCCGACCGAGCGCAUCGGCGAAAACCUGUACAAAUGGCAGAAACAAUACGGCAACCUCGUCUGCGCGACGCUGCCCACUUCAGCAAUGAUUCUUGUUUACUCGAAUGAUAUCGCGCAAGAACUCCUGAGCAAGCGCCCAAACACGACUUCUAAUAGGUCUAUUGGCUAUUACAUUACCGAUAUGAUGGGCUGGAAAUGGUCACCCGCCUUUGCCCAACCAAACCCACACUAUGCAAACCAGCGCAAAAUGCUCAGAAGAGGCAUCGGUCCUCAGCGCAUUGCGACUCAUAACCUUGUCAUCGAACGCCAGACAAACGCUCUUCUUCUCAAGCUUUCUACUUUCCAGGGUUAUGUACCGCCUGUUAUUAUGAAUGCUAUGGGCCAUCUUGUCAUUGAAGUCACAUACGGCACCGAAAUUGAACACCAUCUCGGUAAUCAGCUAUCUACCCUGAAUCAAGAGGCAAUGGAAAUCAUCCUCAAAGCCUUUUAUAAACUCCAUCUCGUCGACGUCUUUCAUUUUUUGCGCUUUAUCCCAAGUUGGAUGCCAGGCGCUGGAUUCAAACGUAUCGCCCAACGCUCCCAGUGGCUGUCAAACUACCUUCGCUACGAAACCUUUGCGAAAGUGAAAGAGCUCUAUAACGCCGGCAAGCUCGGUCCAUCGCUCGCCACUGACCUCCUCGACGAGUUUGGGACGGACGAUUCAGAUGUGAUGGACGCACUGGCAGUGCUUUACAUCGAUUACAACGAUAACCAAUCACAGACGACUGCGGCCAUUGUCGCUUUCCUUCAUGCUCUCUAUCUGUUCCCAACCGUUGCGACCAAAGUUUACGACGAGAUCAAGGCAGUCACGCUCGACGGCCAGCGGCUAUUGACCGUUCCAGAUCGACAACAUCUUCCUUACACUGAAGCCGUGUGGAAAGAGAGUAUGCGCUGGAAUCCAUUCAUACUCAUGGGUGUCCCACACGUCAAUAUUCAGGACGAAUAUAUACAAGGCUAUAGGAUUCCAAAGGGAUCCAUGAUCCUUCAACACACUGGCUUCAUGCUCACCGACCCAACCAUCUGGAGGGACCCAGACGUCUUUAGGCCCGAAAGGUUCCUUACAGACGAGAACGCGAGCGAGUUACCCAAUCCAUUGGGGAUCAUUUUUGGCUAUGGGAUGCGGUAUGUCUGUCCCAUAGAUGCAUGGGAUGACUAUUAA
Molecule: messenger RNA, 1338 nt
Organism: Serendipita indica DSM 11827
Lineage: Eukaryota; Fungi; Basidiomycota; Agaricomycetes; Sebacinales; Serendipitaceae
Source: the annotation of a GenBank genome assembly